CCUCAGCCUGGCGGCCCGGCCCCCAGACGGCCAUUUGUAGCUGUGCUGGAGGCUGCGUUCGGCAGGCGCUGCGAAGACGAGUGCAGGAGUGCGCCCCCGGACGCUGCAGCCCCUCGCCGCUGCGGUCACCUCGCUUCUCCGCGCCUCGGUUGGGACCCGGCCAGCCCGGGCGCCGCGCUGCCGCCCGGACCGGCCCUCCAGCAGCUCCCGGCGCCCGGGACCCCCGCCCGGCCGCUCGCCCGCAGCCCGCCGGCCGCACAAGUCCCCGGAGCCGGGCCUAGGGCGGGCGGCGGCUCGGCGUGGCCGGGCUGGGCUCGGCGGCGUCCCCAUGGCCGCGGCCGGCUGGCGGGACGGCUCCGGCCAAGAGAAGUACCGGCUCGUGGUGGUCGGCGGGGGCGGCGUGGGCAAGUCGGCGCUCACCAUCCAGUUCAUCCAGUCCUAUUUUGUAACGGAUUAUGAUCCAACCAUUGAGGAUUCCUACACAAAGCAGUGCGUGAUAGAUGACCGGGCAGCCCGGCUAGAUAUUCUGGAUACAGCGGGACAAGAGGAGUUUGGAGCUAUGAGAGAACAGUAUAUGAGAACUGGCGAGGGUUUCUUGUUGGUCUUUUCAGUCACAGAUAGAGGCAGUUUUGAAGAAAUCUAUAAGUUUCAAAGACAGAUUCUCAGAGUAAAGGAUCGUGAUGAGUUUCCAAUGAUUUUAAUUGGUAAUAAAGCAGAUCUGGAUCAUCAGAGACAGAUAACGCAGGAAGAAGGACAGCAGUUAGCACGACAACUUAAGGUAACAUACAUGGAGGCGUCAGCAAAGAUUAGGAUGAAUGUAGAUCAAGCUUUCCAUGAACUUGUCCGGGUUAUAAGGUUUUUCUAUCUUACAGGAAAUUUCAAGAGCAGGAAUGUCCUCCUUCACCAGAACCAACACGGAAAGAAAAAGACAAGAAAGGCUGCCACUGUGUCAUUUUCUAAGAAUCCCUUGAAUUUUAGCUACCAACUGCCAGGAAAAGCCCUCAUCUUCUCCUUCUCUCCUUACAGUUUACAUCAUGUUGGUACCUUUCUAGCCUUAGAUAAAUGAUCACCGUGGUAGCCUUAGACCAAGAAGCUGGCUAAUCCUUUCCAUGAAGCUGAUCCAAUGGUCAGUCAAGACAGAUUUAAAGGAAACACUAAGGCUGCUUCAAAGAUUAUCUGAUUCCUUUAAAAUGGAUAUCUAUAUACACAGACACAUUCUUUUUUUAAGGGCUUACUUUUAAUAGGGAUGGAUCAGUUUUGGAACCUAAGCUGUUUGCCAAGCUGAAGUCAUAGGUUGUGAAAUAACUUUUAACUUCUGGAAUCAUAUUGCCUACUGUUACUCUAAAUAGAAACAUAGGGAGUUUUAAAAAAAUGUGAAUUUUUGCCUAUCUCUAAAAAUUUUGAUGUCAACUUUAGUUAACCUUAAAUACACUGAAUUGAAUCCACAAAAGUGAGACAUCUCAGACCUUUACUGAUGCUAUAGCCUUUUGUUUUCCAGUGGCCAAAAUACCAAAAUGCCUACUGUAUUUAUAGGUUAAAAACUGCGUGUAAAGCCUUUACUAUUAUUCCUAAAGAUAAUAUUCUGUGUGGCCAAAUAUUUGGACUCAUUCUGGACUUAGGCAUUUUAGUGUUUUUGGUUUUUUAAUUUAACUCUUUUCACAGCCAUGUUGAGAGUAAAAAUAAAUAAUUUCUGUCUGUCUUCCUUUUCAAGUAUUUCUGGAUAAGGGAUUCAAAAAAACUAAAACUGUUUUUGUUUGUAAUAUAAAAUAUGGAAUUGAUCUUUCCAGGGUCAGAGAUGAUUAAUGUUUUGCUAUAUACUUUUAUACAUUAUUUUCUUAUCAAACUAGUUAACAAGUAUUUUUAUAUGUUUGUAAGCAAAUAUGCUUUCACAGCAUACCUUGUGUAUAUGUAAAGAUAAGUAUUUAAUUCUCACUUCACUUUUAGCUGACAAAGGAAAAAAAGUGAAAACUACAGAAACUGUGGUAGAACCUUACAUGCUGUUCUGGUCCUGGUUGUACCCACCUUUGGCCAGUCACAUAGCUACUCAAGAAACCUUCCCAAUAGAGUACAACAGGAUGAGAAUCUGAAAUCACUUCCGAUAUCCCCUACUAGAUAUUGACUGCUAUAUCAAGUAGUAAAUGGUAAAACUUUUAAUUGACAAUUAGUAUAACUGUGGGUGACUUCUGAUUUUGUUUUUAAUUCUGUGGAUUGUGUUUAAACAAUUCAAAAGUAUGUUCCUGAUUUUGAGAUACUAAGUGGUAUUGCACAGUUGUCACUUUAUUGAAUGUGUACAACAGUUCCAUGAAGAUUAUAAAGCAUACCCUUGUAUAGCUUCAGGUGCUAGAAUUAAAAUCGAUCUGUUAUCACAA
Molecule: messenger RNA, 2369 nt
Organism: Orcinus orca (killer whale)
Lineage: Eukaryota; Metazoa; Chordata; Mammalia; Artiodactyla; Delphinidae
Gene: RRAS2
Product: RAS related 2
Exons: 6
Coding region: 329-1066 (245 amino acids)
Biological process (GO): signal transduction
Cellular component (GO): plasma membrane
Molecular function (GO): GTP binding; GDP binding; GTPase activity
Source: RefSeq, a predicted model, not a curated record